Molecule: messenger RNA, 2177 nt
Organism: Diabrotica virgifera virgifera (western corn rootworm)
Lineage: Eukaryota; Metazoa; Arthropoda; Insecta; Coleoptera; Chrysomelidae
Gene: dgt1
Product: KAT8 regulatory NSL complex subunit 2
Exons: 9
Coding region: 188-2098 (636 amino acids)
Cellular component (GO): NSL complex
Source: RefSeq, a predicted model, not a curated record
GAAAUGAAAAGUGAUAGAUAAGUGAUAAGUGAUGAAAUGAAAACCAUUUUGAAUUUUUGAAUGUUUUUGAACGAGAAAUGACGUAUGGCGUGUUAUUUGUUUUUGGUUUCAAUUUAAAGGGAUUUGAAGUUUAAUUUCAUUAGGUUUCUUUGUUUAAAAUAGUGUAAACUUUUUAAUAAAUAAAAAAAUGUCACAGAUGGAGUUAACUUCAAGUAGUGAAACCAACAUACAAGAAAUCGAAUUAAGAAGAGAGUUAGAACGCGAAUUGAAGAAUAAAAGACAAUGUACAUAUCAACCUUACGAGUGUAGCCAGUUGUGUUUGGAUAAUUAUCAAUACUGCAUGAAACACAUUCUUAAUGAUAAAAAUGCUCCCUAUAAACAAUGUUCCUUUACAUACAAUACUAAUGGUAAAAAAUGCAAUUUACCUGCUCCACGAAGUGAUAAAAAGGAUUUUGGGUACUGUAGCGAACAUGCCUUGAAGGUUACUCUGACGAGGAAUAGACAAAACUCAAAGCAUCCUCUGCCAUGUACUGCUGAGGUAUUGUUAAGUUCUUUGUCACAUUAUGUUUACAAACCAAGAAAUAGAAACAGUUCAUCCAGUACCCAGCAUUCUGAUGAUGAUAGAGUUACUCCUGAUUCUGAAUUGAAGUCUGCUAAAUGUUUAGAUCCAUUUGUUGAUAUUGAUGCUAGCGUGGUCCAGGGUGAAAAAUGUAGCCGCAUAUUGGAUGUCUGCAGUGAAUCAGAAAGUGAUAUAGAGCCUUCCACAUUGUCUUCUGUAUGGCCAGACAUCCAGGCUGAUAGUUCUGAUGACGAGAGCAUUGAUUCUGAAAAUGAAGAUCUUUUAAAGCAUGCCAAUGUAUAUACAGCCGAAGAAAUUACUUUACUAGCUAGAGAUAAACUAAUAAAGUUGCAGUCAUCGUAUAUUGAACAGUAUAGAUAUCUACAAUAUUUAUUAACAAAGAAAAGAAGAAAGUAUUUGCAUUUGUUGAAACGAGAGAAAGAAACAUGUUGUAAUAUUUAUAAUCAAGUGCGUGAUAACCCAAAGGAACAGAGAUUAUAUAAAAAAUUAAAAGCGUUAUAUAACUAUCAAAAGUGCCAUGGUACUGAUGCCAUAUUAAGUAAGAGGCUAAGAGAUCUUAGAGUAAAGUUGGCAACUGACGGAGCUUCGAAGAGUAGUUUCUAUUCCAAAUGUAUAUUCACUGAAGGUGGAGUCAAAUGUGGUGAACGGUCUUUACCUUUAGCCAAACAUUGUCAAAAACAUAUUCUUGAGGAUAACAAUCAAGUUUUGUUUCGAGCUUGCGGCAAAAUGACAGCUGAUAUUGAAUGCCCCACACCCAUAGUUGCUAUGGACGACGCCACUUGUCCCCUUCACAUGGAUGUUCCUAUAUUGAGAUCCUAUGGGCAAAUAAGGAAAGAUUCAGAAUCUGAUGCAGAUGACACAACCGACAUGAACUUCAACCAGUCCACCUCACAAAUGCCGGAAAACAUUAAGGACGAAUUCAUCACCUAUGAACCUCCCGAAAUACCAAAAAUGGAAUCGCUUCCGUCGAUGUUGUUUGAAGAAACUCUGCAAAAUGUACCGACAAAGCUGACUCCCACAAACAUCUUCAAUAUCGACUUCUCGACUCCAUCAGAACAAGAGAAAGAAAUGAAGAUCGAAGACGUGAAAAUGGAAGAUAGCGCUACCGAUAAUUCGGCUACUAUUUCCGCGGCAAGUGAAAACAUGCCCGCCAUUGAAAAAAUGGACGUGGGCGAUAAUUUGACAGCCGGAAACGAUGUCACAGAGAACGCAGUCUUGGACAACGAGAGUAUGGUUGUAGAGGAGCAGGUCGUGGAAGAAACAGUAACUUUUGACUUUUCCAAAAAUAUUGGUGCCGAAUAUGUUCAAAAUAGUGGCGAAUCUGAGAUGAGAGCUGUUGACGCGUUACUUAAAGCAGCCGAGAUGAUAAACGACCAAAGCAAACUGGCGGCAAAACUGCCCCCUACAGAAGAUUAUACUGAUGUUAAUACAGAAAAAUCUACAACAAAUAAGAUGGCGGCAGUUGAUGAAAAUAAGGCUACUGAAAGUACAGAAGUACCGGAGAAGUUACCAGAAUAAACGGAUCAAUAAAUCGUUUUUUUCUGUUUAGGUUUUAUAUUGUAUUUGUUGAAAUAAAUAAAGAUUGAAAAUUUAAAAA